GCCGUUUGUGUGCCUCUUCCCUACAGUGCUCUUCCUGGGCCACCCCCUUGCUCGGAGUGGCACGUUUGGGGGUAGUCUAUUCACCGUACUGUGUAUGCCAGAUCAGUUACCCCAGAAAGGGUCAACUGGGUGACAAGGUUCCCCAUAAUGUUUCUGUAUUUACUCAUUGCUUCUUUUGCCCCUUUGGUCCAUCUGGCUUGACCAGGUCGAUAUAGCUGGGCCACAUCCGCCUCCGAUUCUUCUGAUAUACUACACCUCUCCGCGAUGCCAUUCCAAAAUCGCCCGUGUUUAGACAGCCGGGCUGACACUUCUCAACCUGACGGAGUCCAACGCCGUUUCUUGCACCCGCAGAAGAACUCCAUGUCCAACUUCUCAUAUCCUCGCACUAAGCCUGUCCACUCCCACCAGCAAGACCGACCAGGUGACCGGGCGUCCGUUGGAUCUGACUGCUCUGCUCCAGCGAUGGUGGAGGAUCACGGUUCAGACUUUUCGACUGAAGACGACUGCCAGGACGAUAGGACAGGGACGGACUUGUGGGAGUCAUUUUGGCGUGUACAAGAAUCCUGUGCAAAAGGGGCGGAUAAUCAAGCAGCCAUUGACACGACUGUGGAGAGCGGGCACGACAGUGACACAGCCAUGGUUCAAGAAGCCCUGCUCACGACACGCGACCGAACCCCGGGGACAGAGACUCAAGGAUGCUCCUUGUCUCAGCCGGUAAAUCAGCUGCGUCCACGACAGCAACGGCCUCGAACUCCAAAAUCCAAACCAAGAGCCUCUUACUCGCUCUUCCCGUCCUCCAGCACUGACAAGCGACGUCCGACGCCGUUGCGCCUUUCACCGGGGGUACAGCAACGGGCUUCAGGACCCUCCCAAUCAAGCGCUCGGAACGUCUCCAAGGAUGCGAAGGGCGACCUAGCCUGCGGUGAUGCUAUGCUGGCUUCUAAGCCGACCUCUCCAACAGUGGCCGCUCGCUCUUCUUCCCCCGAGAUCUUUGUCGCAGCAGGCUCAUUUGACCCAGUCCCCGUACUCCCCCGGACUCCUCCAAUCUCGCCUCAGCCGUCGCCCCCAGUUUCUAUUCGCGACAAAUCAUCUCCUUCUGAGGCUACAAGCCCUCAACGGCUAAGAACAGGGCUUCGCUCACCAUCGCUCAACAACCUGCGCCAUCGCUACCUGUCUAGAGUCCCAACUCGCUCCUCGCCGGCACUUGCACGCCUAGCCAAGCGAGAAAGCCAAUCGAAGCUGUCAGUUGGAGAGCCCCAAGUUCAGACAAGAAUCACACCGGAUCUUUACGCCCGGCCCCUGCCACCCCUGCCCGCUGCGGAGCGGCCCCCAUCUCCGCCACACAUUUCCGUUUUCGAAACUGAUUCGGACGACGAAGAGGAUGGCAGUGACACCAAGAGGUUCGCCCGUCGUCUCAUGCAAGGAUUGGUCCAUCACCACCAUCAUGAUGUUGAUCGCGAUCAUCGACGGAGGAACAAAUCACCCUUUUCCGACCAUAAGCGCAGUGUGAGCGACGAAGGGCCCGUCUCGUCGAAAGAGCGGGGUGGUAGCGGCAGCAGAAUGGGCCUCAACCGCGCCGUCCACGCCGCGCGGCACAGACGUUCUGGAAUUGUCAGCAUGGACUUGCCGAGGGAAGAAGCCCAACAAUACCACUUUGAGCCCGAAUUGCCAGAGGGCCGAUCGCGGGGCUGGAGCAGGAUUUUUUCUCGGCGAAGGGGAUGAUUGUCCCCGUCACCCUGCUGAGCCAGUUGCCAUGAUGGGACAUCGGCUCGCUCACUCAAAUCCCUUUUGCUCUCAAUGACAACUGUUUGCUUUAGAGGAAGGUUGAAUGAUCAUUCUUCAUAGCUCUUCUAUUCUUGCAUGGCCCGGGAAUUAGCUACUGACCUGUGCAUU
This is a messenger RNA of Canariomyces notabilis, 1893 nucleotides long. RefSeq lists its product as uncharacterized. The transcript has 2 exons. The coding region runs from base 265 to 1722 and encodes 485 amino acids. Lineage: Eukaryota; Fungi; Ascomycota; Sordariomycetes; Sordariales; Chaetomiaceae. The record is from RefSeq and is a predicted model, not a curated record.